Molecule: messenger RNA, 354 nt
Organism: Miscanthus lutarioriparius
Lineage: Eukaryota; Viridiplantae; Streptophyta; Magnoliopsida; Poales; Poaceae
Source: the annotation of a GenBank genome assembly
AUGGCGGGCAGCGUGCUGCAGAUCCCCGUCGCCGUCUACCUCCUCUGCAGGAGCAAGCGGAUGACGUCCAGAUCCCUCAUCCUCGACGUCAGUAUGUACGCCGACAUUGUGGUGACCGUGGUGCUGGCCAGCGGCGUGGGCGCGGGCUUCGGCGCCACCGACGACGUCUUGGAGUACGUCAAGCAUGGCUCGCGAUGGGAGGAAGACGCCACGCAAGAUCUCGUCAAGUACUACCAGAAGGGGCUCAUCGCCAUCGUCUUCCUCCUCAUCGGCAUGUUCCUGUCCGUGUGCGCCACCGUCGUCUCCACCAGGCUCCGGGUCAGGGCAGCAAGCAACGACAUCGACGACGUCUGA